Messenger RNA from Spinacia oleracea (spinach), 402 nucleotides. RefSeq lists its product as uncharacterized. Bases 19 to 402 code for a protein of 127 amino acids. NCBI's taxonomy places the organism in Eukaryota, Viridiplantae, Streptophyta, Magnoliopsida, Caryophyllales, Amaranthaceae. The transcript is spliced from 2 exons. The record is from RefSeq and is a predicted model, not a curated record.
GAUGCAUUCAGAACCAUCAUGCCAAAUGCAGAGACUAGAUACUGCUGUAGAUAUAUAUGGACUAACUUCAAAAGAAAGUUUCCUGGUGUUCUGUACAAGGAACAUUUCUGGAAGGCAGCAAGAUCAUCCACAAAGCACCAUUUCAACACUCAUAUGGCAGCUAUAAAGGAACUAAAUGUGGAAGCUUUCAAGUACUUGGAAGCAAUCAACACAAGUCACUGGUUUAGGCAUGGGUUUAACACUGCAUCUAAGUCUGGUAUGCUGCUAAACAAUUGCUGUGAGAGUUUUUAUAAUAUCUUGAGGGAAGUGAGGGGAAAACCUAUCUUACAGUUAAUGGAAUGGAUAAGGAGGUAUGUAAUGCAAAGAUUCAAUGGAAAAAGGGAGGGAUUGAAGAGCUUUUAA